Messenger RNA from Cyprinus carpio (common carp), 914 nucleotides. Its product is annotated as adhesion G protein-coupled receptor G3-like. Gene Ontology annotation, molecular function: G protein-coupled receptor activity. Lineage: Eukaryota; Metazoa; Chordata; Actinopteri; Cypriniformes; Cyprinidae. Gene Ontology annotation, biological process: adenylate cyclase-activating G protein-coupled receptor signaling pathway. Bases 27 to 599 code for a protein of 190 amino acids. The record is from RefSeq and is a predicted model, not a curated record. The transcript has 4 exons.
ACAGCCUGCUGUGUUCUUUCACCUGGAUGGCUAUUGAAGCCUUGCACCUCUACCUUCUUCUCAUCAGAGUGUUCAACAUUCACAUCAGACACUACAUGGUCAAGUUGUCCCUGAUCGGAUGGGGAGUCCCUGCUGUUAUUGCUGGAGGCUUGCUGUCAGCUAAUAACAUUUAUGGGAUCCAGGAGACGGCAUUAUCUGACACGAAUGCAACAAAUCAGAUUUGCUGGAUCAAAGACACUUCCGUCCUGUAUGGCGUGAACAUUUCCUACUUCUCCAUCAUAUUCCUGUUCAACUUAGGAAUCCUAGUCACGGUGUCCAGACAGAUCUUUAAGCUACGACAUGUGGGCAACAAGCAUAACAAGACGCCAGUUUGGAAGGAUGCUGGCACCGUGCUGGGCCUCAUGUGUCUGCAGGGUACAACAUGGGGUUUGAUCUUCUUCAGCUUUGGAUAUAUCAACUACCCAAUACUCUACCUAUUCUGCAUCUUAAACUCAAUGCAAGGGUUUUACAUCUUUGUGUGGAUGUGUGCUUCAGCGAGGAAAAACAGAGAGCAAUCACCUUAUUCCAAGACUAAAUCCACUCUGGACACCUCCAAAUAAGCUCAUCUCGUGCAGUUUUCUUACUAAAACGACACCUACCACAACAUGAAACCAAAAAAAUUAUUAAGUACAUUUCAUAAUGGGCUGUUCAGUAAAAUUUUUAUUUUAUUAUUUUAGCAUGAGAACUUCCUUUGCAAUAAUAACAGUACAUCCAAAAAAAACCUUACUAAAACCUUAAUCUAUGAUCUAACAUAUCUAAUCUUAAACCUACUUGUCAUAUCUAAUAAAAAUAUUGAAAGCUGUGAUUUGUAAAUAAAAAUGGUAAAUGCGCAGUUGUUCUAUUAUUUGUGUUAAUGAAUUCAAUAAUAAUUAAAU